Molecule: messenger RNA, 5363 nt
Organism: Hypanus sabinus (Atlantic stingray)
Lineage: Eukaryota; Metazoa; Chordata; Chondrichthyes; Myliobatiformes; Dasyatidae
Exons: 10
Coding region: 190-1620 (476 amino acids)
Molecular function (GO): calcium ion binding
Source: RefSeq, a predicted model, not a curated record
GGUGGAAACCUUGCAUCAGGACUGAGAGUAGUGAGGUGAGAUGGCCUGUAUAGAGAUGAGAAGGAGACCACCAAGAUGAGAGUCAAAGGCGAUAACCCAGCCUACCUGUUUAUUGAUAUCUGUGGGAUUAGCCACUGCGUUCGGCAGGCAGUUGUCCUGGCAACGGGCGAGUAGGCGUGUUGCACAGCCAUGGAGCAAGGCCGGCGAGAAGCGCAGAUCCCGGCCCCGUGGUCUUAUCGCCAGAGGCAGUUAGAACAAUCUCAUUUCGUCCGAAUGGCUGUGAAAACAUUUGGCCCUCCAAGGAGCCGCAAGAGGGUCAUAACCGCAGCUCCCACUCCAUCCCGGUACCGGGCCCGCUCCUGGCCGGAAACGGUACUCCGGCCUGGGCUAUCUGAAGAGCGGCCGCCCGCUAGGGAGCCGGACACGGACUACGCUCUGUAUCUGGCGAUGAAGAGGCGGCAGAGGGCCGAUCUGGAGGCGAUGGCGGAUCUCAAGAGCUGGCUCAACAGCAAACUCGCGGCCACAGACUUGGAGCUACGAGUCCUGGAGAGGCUAGAGCGGAGGUCAGAGGAGCCGGGGCUUGAGCCGAAACAGCAACCCAAAACCCAGAAAAAUACAUCACAGAAGGUUUACUACAAACCUCCAUCAGUUAAUCUACCUUCCCUGGAGCCAGUUAAGCUACUCCAUGAAUAUUUAACCCAAAAAAGGCUACGAUUUGUAGAUUUCUUCCGAAGUAAUGAUCGAGGAAUGAAAGGGAAACUCUCAAAAGAUGAUCUAUUGGUAGCAUUUAAAAAGGUCAAUCUUCCAAUCACUGAUCUGCAGAUGAAUGAAUUGACAGAAACUCUUGGUGAUCACACAAAGCGCUUCAGUUACAAAGUUCUUGCGCAAGCACUAAAUACCUGGAAAGAAGAAUUGCGGCAAGAAAACAGAAAUAAGCAUUUCAAGAAAGUGAAUAGCUUGCCAAAGAUUGCUGUAUCAACCAAUCUCGCAAAUGCAACGGCCUCCAUCGAGCAAGAUGGUAACGUGCCCAGAACUCCACAUGAGUUGAAGGUGCAACCAGUCAAUCUGAGAGAAAGCAGGUCUUUUACAGCUGAAGAAUUGGGGCAACUAGAAAUGAGGAAUCAAGAUACAAAUAGAAUGUUAAAGAACAAACAACAUCAGGAAGAGUUAAUGGAAAAAUGCCUACAUGCGCAAGGGGUGGAGCAUUCCAUUGCCUGCCAUUCUUUACUAACUACAAUGGGAGGAGAAAUGGGAGAGGCAGCCAACACCUUUUACAAACAGUGCCUGAAGGACUACAGGAAAACUCUGAAAAUAUGUCAAUUACAUGACAUUGCGCUCACCGAAAAUAUGUUAGUAAAAGCCUUACUUCACCCUGGAGACCGAGAGCAAAGUUCCAGGCAAAGACAACCUGGGACUGGUGUAAUAUCUCAUAAUACUAUGAAGCAACAGCUUUCCACCAGGGAGCUCGGUAGAAAGCUGGAAAGCAGGACCUCCAGGGUAGUAAUCUCCAGAUUGCUGCCUAUAUCACACACCAGUGAGGGAACUGUGAUGUCACUUUAUGUUACAACUGUACAAGACGUUGGUAUCAACACAGCUUUCCAAGGCACAGUAUUCCGUUAGCUUUGCUUUUACCAGCCUGCAAACACCAUAAAGCGUUUCUUUCGACAACUUAAAGAAGAGUAUGUAAAGGGGGUUUCUUCUUUUUUCUUUGUUACUGUGUAUGUAAUCAAAAGGGCUUCUUUGUUUUGUUAAAAGCAGGAAUGUUUCUUUGUUGCGAGAGAGUGCUAGAAGCUUGUUUGGGUUAAAAUUUACUGAUAACGAGAAUUGUAUUCCUUUGUAAACCAAAUGGGGAUUAAUGUUCUUUCUUCUGAGUCUGUAAGCUUUUGUUGACGGGCUUUUGGGGAGAUCGGCGCGAGGGGGUUGAGAGAGAGGACGCAAUGCUGUAAGCUGGGCGAGGAACGGACCCCAAGCGGGGGUCCGAGGCCUGGAGGUACUCCAAGGAGGGGGAUGAAGCUAGAUGUGCUUGGUUGACCACUUGGAGGGUCCUGAGCUGCGAGUCGAGGAGUUCGGAGGGGAUCAAAUGGUGGCCAGAAGGCUUCAGUAAUUGAGCUCCAAUGGUUGUGCAUGAAGUGGUUUGGACUUUGAUAAGUUUGGAGCCUUUUCUUUAUUUUUUCUCUUCAUAUAUACUGUAUCGUUAUUAAUCACUUAGUUAUAGUAACCUUUAUAAAUUGUACUCAUUUAAUCGCUUAUGGUGUACUGUUUGUUUUGGGCGAGGCGGGGACAUCACACAGCAUCCACACCAGCUGAUUACCCAGUUUGGCGGGGCCGAAGGCUGCUCCCCCUAGACGGAAACGAGCUGAGCGAACCGGAGGCGACCCAGGGGGUUACAAGUAUGUAGACAAUUUACUGAUCAGAAGGACAAGUAAGCAUGAAUGAAUAAUGCAUUUUUAAAACAGGCAAUGGAACAGCAAGAUUAGAGGUAUUUGUGCACAAUGUUUAUUUUGGUGUGACUGAUGCCUGACAUUGUCAAUAUCUUAUGUGCUUAUAUCAUCUGCAGCUUAAUGUGAAAAGGACUAAGGAACUGGUGGUGGACCUGAGGAGGGCUAAGGCACCGGUGACCCCUGUUUCCAUCCAAGGGGUCAGUGUGGACAUGGUGGAGGAUUACAAAUACCUGGGGAUACGAACUGACAAUAAACCGGACUGGUCAAAGAACACUGAGGCUGUCUACAAGAAGGGUCAGAGCCGUCUCUACUUCUUGAGGAGACUGAGGUCCUUUAACAUCUGCUGGACGAUGCUGAGGAUGUUCUAUGAGUUUGUGGUGGCCAGUGCUAUCAUGUUUGCUGUUGUGUGCUGGGGCAGCAGGCUGAGGGUAGCAGACACCAACAGAAUCAACAAACUCAUUCGUAAGGCCAGUGAUAUUGUGGGGGUGGAACUGGACUCUGGUGGUGUCUGAAAAGAAGAUGCUGUCCAAGUUGCAUGCCAUCUUGGAUAAUGUCUCCCAUCCACUCCAUAAUGUACUGGUUAGGCACAGGAGUACAUUCAGCCAGAGACUCAUUCCACUGAGAUGCAACACUGAGCGUCAUAGGAAGUCAUUCCUGCCUGUGGCCAUCAAACUUUACAACUCCUCCCUCGGAGUGUCAGACACCCUGAGCCAAUAGGCUGGUCCUGGACUUAUUUCCACUUGGAAUAAUUUACUUAUUAUUAUUUAAUUAUUUAUGGUUUUAUAUUGCUAUAUUUCUACACUAUUCUUGGUUGGUGCGACUGUAACGAAACCCAAUUUCCGUGGGAUCAAUAAAGUAUGUCUGUCUGUCUGUCUUAAAAGUGGUUCGACCAGGUAACAAAUUGAAAUGGGUGAUAAAUAGAAGACUGAAGGUGUUUAUAUUUGAAGGUACACAGUAUAUGGAAAAAAGCAGAUGAUCUUGUAGUGCAGUUAGAGAUUGGCAGGAUUGAGGUUAUGGUCAUCACUGAGUCCUGGUUGAAAGAAGAUUACAGUUGGGAGCUUAGCAUCCAAGAAUACACAUUGUAUAUAAAGGCCAGGCAGGUAGACAGAGGGGUAGGGUGGCUCUGCUGGUAAAAAAAAAACACGAAAUCAGAUCCUUAGAAAGAGAUGUCAUAGGAUCUGAACAUGUAGAAUUCUUGUGGGUAGAGUUAUAAAACUGCAAAGGUAAAAAUGAUUCUGAUGAGAGUUUAUAUUUACAGGCCUCCAAACAGUAGCCAGGAUGUGGGGUACAAAUUACAAAAGGAAAUGUAUAAAGGGCAAUGUUAUCAAGGUAACUGGGGAUUUCAAUGGAUGAUCAGAUUGGUGCUGGAUCUCAAGGGAAGGAAUUUGAAGAAUGCUUGUGAGAUGGUAUUUUAGAGCAGCUUGUGGUGGAGCCCACUUGGGAAAAGGCAACUCCAGGUUGAGUGUUGUGUAAUGAACCAGAUUUGGUUAGGGAGUUUAAGGUACAGAAAACCUUAAAAGGCCGUGAUCAUAAUAUGACAGAAUUCACUGUGCUGCUUGAGAGGGAGAAGCUAAAGUCAGAUGUAGCAGUAUUACAGUGGAGAAAAGGGAAUUAUAGAGGCAUGAGAGAGAGGAGUUGGCCAAAGUGGAUUGAACAGGGAUACCAGCAGGGAUAAUGGCAGAACAGCAAUGGUUGGAGUUUCUGGGAGAAAUUCAGAAGGCACGGGAUAGGUACAUCCCAAAGUAGUAGUAUUCUAAAGGCAGGACAACGUAACCACGGCUGGCAAAGGAAGUUAAAAAAAUUAUAAAAGCAAAAUAGGGGGAAAAAAAUUAGUGGGAAGUUAGAGGAAUGGGAAACUUCUAGAAACCAACAGAAUGCAACCAACAAAAAAAAACAUAAGAGAAAAGAUGAAAUAUGAAGGCAAGCUAGCAGAUAAUAUAAAACAUGAUACUAAAAGUAAUUUCACAUAUAAAAACAGCAAAGGGGAGGCACGAGUGGCUAUCAGACCACUGGAAAAUAAUGCCGAAGUAACAGAAGACAAAAGAAACAACGAACAAACUUAACAAGUAUUUUGUGUUGGUCUUCACCAUGGAAGACACCAGCACGAUGCCAGAAAUCCAUGAGCAUCAGGGAGCAGAAGGGAACGUAGUUGCUAUUACUAAGGGGAAGGUGCUUGUGAAGCUGAAAAAACCUUAAGGAGGGCAAGUCAAAUGGACCAUGUGGGAACCCAGGAACCCAAGUGUUCUUAAAGAGAUAGCUGAAGGGUUCUGGAGGCAUUAGCUCGCAAUGACCUUUCAAGACUGAUUAUUCCGGAAUUUUUCCAGAGGACUGCAAGAUUACAGAAGUCACUCCAUUCUUUAAGAUCAGGGGGAAACAAAAGAAUGAAAAUUAUAGUCCAGUUAGCCUGAUAUCAGUAAGAUCUUACCAUCCAUUAUUAAGGAUGAGGUUUUGGGGUACUUGGAUGCACAUGAUAAAAUAGGCCAAGGUCAGCAAGGUGUCAGGGAAAACCUUGCUUGAGAAAUUAUUUGAAGGAAUAAUAGCCAAGGCAGACAAAAAAGAGUCAGUGGAUGUUGUUUACUUGGAUUUUCAGAAAGCACUCGACAAUGUGCUGCACAUGAGGCUGUUAAACAAGAACCCAUGGUAUUACGGGAAUGAUACUAGUGUGGAUAGAAUGGCUGACUGGCAGGAGGCAAAGAGUGGAAAGAUAGGGGGCCUUUUCUUGUUGGCUGCCAGUCACUAGUGGUGUUCCACAAGGUUUGGUGUUAGGACCAUUACUUACAUAUUUCUGUUAAUGACUUGGAUGAUGGCAUUGAUGGCUUUGCGGCCAAGUUUGAGGAUGAUAUGAAGGUAAGCACAGAGACAGGUAGUGUUGAGGAAGCAUAGUGACAAUGGGGAACGAAGAGGCAGAUGGAAUAUAGUGUA